Messenger RNA from Protomyces lactucae-debilis, 1378 nucleotides. RefSeq lists its product as uncharacterized. The transcript has a single exon. The record is from RefSeq and is a predicted model, not a curated record. Bases 278 to 1123 code for a protein of 281 amino acids. Lineage: Eukaryota; Fungi; Ascomycota; Taphrinomycetes; Taphrinales; Protomycetaceae.
GAGACUCAACACAGAAGUGGGUUGAGCUACUCCUGACUCCUGAGACUAGGCAAUAUGGAAAAGACCCGAAACCCACAAAGGGCUGAUGUGAUGCCUGUGGAUACAAGGCUGUGACUGCUAGCAGCGGCAUGAAGUACAUAUGAGGAGAUGCGCUCACGCUUCCAAGGAGAAGCGCCGUGGGCGGACCAACAUCAGAUACUACUCACCAGUCAGCUAGUCUGGGCUUGCAGUGUCCGGAGCUUGCGCUGUGUAGCCUAUCAGGUCAAGACACCGCAGAAUGGGCUCUUCUUUAUCGCACAAUUGGAUAAGUAAAACGAUGCACUUGGUCUCCAUGUGGCUCAUCCCCGUAAUGAUGAGCAUGGAAGAAGUCACCUCUCUCGGCAUGUGCCACAGUGUGUAUUUCGAGCUCACAUCCACUUUGAGCAUUCGGUCUGACAAAAUCACUGGUCUAAUGACAAAAGAGGACGUCUGUCAUGAUAAGUGUCUCGACAAGACUGAAGAGCUGGUGUGGAUGAAAGGCCGGGAACACGAUACCUGCCAUCGACACGGACCGCUAUGUUCACAGCUCGUACCAGAAAUUAUUGGCGACCUUGCUUACCCGUCUGAUCAGUACACCCACUCAGACAUGUACUAUCAGCAAGGCACUGCCGCUUCUUAUGGCCUUGGGUUUAAUCCCGCAACAUCCUCAAGCUCCUUCUUAGGCUCUUUAUGGCCCGGAAGUGGCUACAAGCAGACAGCUCAGGUCGGGGCCUACAAGGUCUCCAAAUUUUUUACGUGCAAGUGCACUAUGAGGGCUCACUAUCCGAAGAUCUCCUUGGGACCCUUGUCAGCAAUCCACCUGCCUCCUCAAGGCGGCAUUUAUCAAUCGGCCGCUUGUGAUCCCCAAGCUGUCGCAGAAAGGCAUGUUCUUGGAUCAUGGCAGCUUAGCAGCUUUGGACCAUCUCUAGGACCAUCGGAGGUGGUCGAGUUUGAGUGUGACGAGGACUUAACAAGUGACGACGGAUUCAAAUAUGAGGAUGCCGAAUACUGCAGGAUACAUGGAUACGAACCGCUCAACACUGAGAGCUUUGAAACAUUUGGAACUGCUUUUCUUCCAAUCCAGGGCCAAAUUGAGGACCCAUAACGAUGACCAACUUUCACAGUCUUCACCAUUGGUCCCACUCCGGCACCAUGGUCUCACGCCUGAAUACAGCUUUCGCCGUGGUCGCAAAGCUGAAGCAGAAUGACAUACAAGUCAAGGGCCGUCGUCGGAAUGAAUCUGCUGAUGCCUGUCUUAGCUUGUAGUCGCUCUCGUAUCUUAAGAACACAUCUGAUGAUCACAAUCGUGUCAAGUCUACGCGAGCACUCCUUUCAAGUGUGUUCCGCUGAUCGACGUGUC